Messenger RNA from Pimephales promelas (fathead minnow), 791 nucleotides. NCBI's taxonomy places the organism in Eukaryota, Metazoa, Chordata, Actinopteri, Cypriniformes, Leuciscidae. The record is from RefSeq and is a predicted model, not a curated record.
GGAUGGGGGCAUAUCGACAUGCGAAUGGUGUAGCCGGACGGACUCCACGGCGGUUUGUUAUUGAAUGGAAAUCCUUUUUAUGUGGCAAUAUUCCUACUUAGCACACGAAAAAUUAAAUGUAUUUAUUCGUAUCUUUUGUUAUAUUUUUUGUUUUAUUAUAAUUUAAUUACGCAGUUUUUUUAAACAUCUUUUUAUGGGGCUAUUUAAAAGUCUUAGUUAAAGCCUUAGGCCUUGUGCAGGCGCCGGUGGUCGAUUUUAACAAAAGCCGAGGAACAGUCACGUAGAAGCAGGCAUACUUAAUCCAUGAAACCAGCCUGCAGAAACACACUUUCAUCAAAGCAGUAAAUCAACAAAAGAAAGAGAAACCACGGGAACCCAGCCCGGAUGGUGCCCGGCGUUUGAGGCGUUUGGAGAUCACAUAUGGACAAUUCCUGAUUAUUUUUCUGGGCACACACAAUAGAAAAUGUCUAACGGUGCAGCGGGGAGCGGAGGCUUAACCUGGGUGACCCUCUUUGACAAGAACAAUGGUGCGAAGAAAGAGGAAGUGAACGGCCGGGGAGAUGCAGUGAAGAGUGAGGCGGGCAAGAAAGAGAGCUCUAAGAAGAUGUCAGUGGAGAGGAUCUACCAGAAGAAGACUCAACUCGAGCAUAUCCUCCUCCGUCCAGACACCUAUAUCGGCUCCGUGGAACCUGUCACUCAGCAAAUGUGGGUUUUUGAUGAAGAAAUUGGAAUGAAUUUGAGGGAGAUCACGUUCGUCCCUGGAUUAUAUAAAAUCUUUGAUGAGAUCCUUG